AAGGACUUCUACGAGCUCUUCGGCGUCGCGCGCGGGGCGUCCGAGUCGGAGAUCAAGAGCGCGUACCGAAAGCUCGCGCUCAAGCUCCAUCCGGACAAGAACACCGCGCCGGGGGCGGAGGACGCGUUCAAGAAGGUGAACAAGGCUUGGGACAUCUUGAGCGACCGGAAUAAGAGGGCGACGUACGACGCCUACGGCGAGGCCGCCGCG
Micromonas pusilla CCMP1545 is the source of this 210-nucleotide messenger RNA. RefSeq lists its product as uncharacterized. Lineage: Eukaryota; Viridiplantae; Chlorophyta; Mamiellophyceae; Mamiellales; Mamiellaceae. Gene Ontology annotation, molecular function: Hsp70 protein binding. Gene Ontology annotation, biological process: cellular response to misfolded protein. The annotation marks the transcript as partial. The record is from RefSeq and is a predicted model, not a curated record. Gene Ontology annotation, cellular component: endoplasmic reticulum membrane. The transcript has a single exon.